UUCACUACCGUAUAGCGCGAAAUUUUCGAGGGGCUUAAUUUUCGUGGAUUUCGUGGGUUAGCAAUCCUACACGAAAAUUAAGUCCACGAAAAUCGUUCUUUACCUGCUAUAACGUGCAAGAUUUAAAGGAGUGGCUUCCGGUAGCAGUCAUUCCGCGAACAUUGUGCAACGAAAUGGCUUUUAGAGGCCAAUCCACGAAAUAUAAGUGCCUCGAAAAUUUCGCGCUAUACGGUAUUAAAAUACGAGCCGAAAUUCUUAAAUCUGAGAUUCUAGCCCAUCGCUCCAAGGUAGUCAGUAAAGUUCUCGAAACGGUGAAAGAUGUUUGUCCCAAUAUUGUGGUUGUGGAAUCACUGAUUGAUCCACAGGAAGUUGUCAGUCAUCCUCUAAAACCUUCCUCAGAGCUCACUCUGUUUAGUGUCAGAGAUCUUUCUGCCGCUGUCAUCUCUCAAAAAGAAGCUGUGAAAUCCGUUCAUCAAGCUCUUUCACUGAAACGCCUUCUCCAGUUUGAGCCGUAUGCUGGUUUAGACCAAAAUACUCUACUGUGUAUUCACAGUGACAAGAAUGUCAUAAAAGAUGAACAGAUUUCAAACGCCUUCGUUUCUAAUUUCGCUACACAAAUUUCCGAUCCAAACAGUAUUCUCAUGUGCAGAAGAAUCCUGAGCCAAUCUCGAGCUUCUAGUGUCAACAUUCAGUCGGUCAGUCCCAGACAGGAGGUGGUCCAGGCCCUUGAGACCUGGAGGAGUGAGACUGAGGGAACUUACAGCUGUCUGAGGGAAACUCUCAACAAGUACAGUGUCUUCACUGGGAGAAACCCUCUUGACCUAGCUGGUGUGGCUCAUGAUGAUAUUAAUCCCUCUGUGUUUAGUAUCAAUGGUGAUGAGCAAAAGGAUCCAGGGACUACCAGCGUCCAUGAGUUGAUGGUCAAGUAUGGAGUCACUGACGAGCAGUUGGAUCGAGAGAUUAAACAAGACGACAUUGCUCCAGUAGCUAUGCACUUUGAUGAUGUGGAGCUCUACCUCAACCCACUGAAGCUGACUGACAAUGAACAAGCUGACGUGAAGCGAGAGACUUAUUUAAGUAGAAGCAAUCGAGUGGCAGUGAUCAAUAGUUUGUCAAUCUGGAGAGGUCACAAACCCAGCGAAGCAACCUUUAGAGCACUGAUAAGUAUCUUAUUGAAUCUGGGGAAGGAAGAGAUUGUUACCAAGAUCUACCAGUACUUGAAAAGGUAG
Molecule: messenger RNA, 1229 nt
Organism: Halichondria panicea
Lineage: Eukaryota; Metazoa; Porifera; Demospongiae; Suberitida; Halichondriidae
Exons: 3
Coding region: 174-1229 (351 amino acids)
Source: RefSeq, a predicted model, not a curated record